CUCUUUUAACAUAGUUUUUCUUUCCUUUUUUCGCACUGAAAAUGAAAAUCAUGGGAAGCCAUAUUUUAUCCCUCUACACUUCCUCACAGGCAUCAAAAAUGAAACGCCUCACUGCAUAUGUGCCCAUGAACAUAAGGAGAUUCGGCCACUGGCAUGGCACCGAGGAGAGAGCUCCGUCGACAGCUGAGGAAUUCAAAAGAGUGGGCGAAGAGAAAAGCCGACGAGAGGUUACUAGUCAGACGGUAGAGGAGGCGCAAGAUGGCGUCGAGGAGGCCACCGUGGGCGAUUCCGAAGUAGAAUCCGUCAAGGAGCGGUACAAGGAACCUCCGGGCAAAGGAAACUUCCACAAAAGGGGGAUGAAUGAAGAACCGGUUUCUAGUAAUAUUUUUUGUUUUUUUUUCUUUUGUUAGAUGGAAAUAAGGAUCAUGCUUGAAAAUAAGCAAUUUGCAUAAUGUAAACAAACAAGACAAUGUUAGCUCAUCAAAUAAAUUGUGGUUUUAUUUGUUGCAGAA
Messenger RNA from Olea europaea var. sylvestris, 512 nucleotides. RefSeq lists its product as uncharacterized. The transcript has 2 exons. The coding region runs from base 42 to 410 and encodes 122 amino acids. Lineage: Eukaryota; Viridiplantae; Streptophyta; Magnoliopsida; Lamiales; Oleaceae. The record is from RefSeq and is a predicted model, not a curated record.